Sphaeramia orbicularis (orbiculate cardinalfish) is the source of this 1544-nucleotide messenger RNA. RefSeq names its product serine/arginine repetitive matrix protein 2-like. Lineage: Eukaryota; Metazoa; Chordata; Actinopteri; Kurtiformes; Apogonidae. The transcript is spliced from 2 exons. The record is from RefSeq and is a predicted model, not a curated record. Bases 603 to 1544 code for a protein of 313 amino acids.
GCAGCCCGAUCGAGAGAGAGGCAAAGGGAUAGAUGAGAGCAUCGCAGCAGCGUGAAGAGGGGGAGUCCGAACACAUCCUCUCAUCUGUCUGCACGAGGUGCAGCACCUUCACGAGCCUCUGACCCAACAUCGGUUGUUAAUUUCCAGUCCUCAACAUGAAGAAAACCGACUUUGCUUUUUGUGUCUAGUGGAUAUAAAUAAACAACUGUAUGCGUUUUGGAACUUAGGUUUGCCAUGAACAUUACCAGACUGAUCAUACGUACUUCUGUUUUAAUUUUUGACGAGUGAUGUUCUAAGCUGAGGUGUGGGAAUGAUGGUGGGAGGAGGAAAACCACCCCACUUUAAGGAUCAAUCCAUGUACAGACCAGUGUGGCGACUCAUAUUAUGGAGUUCUUUUUUAUUUUUUUGAGGGAAUUCUAUGAAGCGAUUCUUUGGACUAAACCCUGUGGACACUGUCGGCUUCACUGCGCUGUGAAAAAGACCGCAACCCUGUAACAUUCAAGUGCUUUUGUGGGUGUUUACCAGUAUUUGUGUAUGCCCAUGGUGGUAUGACACAGCGGAGGUGAGAGGGGAAGACUAUUCCAGACCACCCUUUCUUUACAAUGAGAGUUCCAGCCAGCGUGGCUGCAGUUUCCUGUCUUUGUCCUCUGGUGGUCUUCCUAUGUGUCAUCUCCCAGAGUUGUUAUGGGACCCAGGUCGAUCUGAGCCCUCACGCUAACCCUAACCCCAGCCUAUACCCAAACCCGAGGCACAAAUCACUGCCAGAGCCCAGCCCUGUCCCAAAUUCCAACAAAGAACCUGCGCAUAUGUCAUCGGUCAAGCGCGGUCAGCUCGGCAGUUCCAACCACAACACUUGGAACAAGCCCCAUUCGGAGACAAGAGUUGACUCCAAUCCCUCUCAUACCGACAAUUACAGGUCCAAUGCAAACUUCCCAUCAGCGGUCUCCCAAGCCACAACUAGCUUAAACGCCAGACUUAAGCUACAGCUGCAACCCAAACACGUCUCGAAUUCAAGGCAAGGGCUGGUCUUUAAAACAAAUUCUAAUCUGCCGGCAAGGAAUUCCUCAAACAUCCCAAAGGAAUCGUCAAAAAGCUAUUCGAGAGCCAACCCAAAACAAAGGCUGGGGUCACUCCUGCAGACCAAACCCAAAGCAGUCCCCAAUUCCAAGGCCGGCAACAAGCCUAAGACCAAUUCUGAGUCUCUAUCCAAAACUAAAAUAUCGUCCAUAUCCAGUCCAAAUGUACAGUCCAACUCAUCCGGUAAAGUGAAUCCUAAUCCCUUCUCUGGUUCCAGUGCAGCAUUGGUGUCUGGUUCUAAAUCCCAUUCUAAAGUCAAGUCGUCGUCACUAUCUAAUGCCAGAGCUGACUCCAAGGUCACCAACCCAAAUGUGAAAACACCAAUCAGAUCACAGAGGAACCAGACCAAGUUCCUGGACACAGAUAAGGAUACUAGUCAUCGGCCAAAGAGGGGAUGGAUCUGGAACCAGUUCUUUGUUCUUGAGGAACACAUUGGACCUGAACCACAGUACGUCGGAAAGGUAUGA